GGCGCGGCUCAGCGCCUCCUCUGCUAGGAGUUCCUUGGCAGUGGACGACUGGGGGUCGCCGGCCCACCGAGAUGGACGUGCAGGCAGGACAGAUCCACUCAGCCCUGGGGCGCGGCGGGCCCACGCCCCCGCCCAUUUCAGGCGGGCGGCUAACAGGACCCAGCCCUUUCUCCACUAACCGCCCGCUUUCUAGUCCCUCCUUUGGAUGACACCGAGCAGCUCGGUUUCCGAUUGGCUACAAAUUCUCCCGCGUUGUCUCCUCAGCCACCACAACAAUCGCCACGUGCUCAACCUGGGGCUUGCUCAUUGGCUUCCGUCCUCCACCCGCCCACAUCCUGCCUUUAUCCUCCCCUCCUACUGGCCAUUGGGACAGGGGGCCCCGCCCCCUAGCGCUGCGCCUCCAUUGUGGAUUGGUCCAAUGGCAGAACGAGGCGGAAGCUGGGGGGGCGGGUUAAAAAGCUUGCAGCAGGUAGGGACACGUGUGUCGGAGAAGGUUCAAUGGCGUGGCAGGGUCUGGCUGCUGAGUUCUUGCAGGUGCCGGCGGUGACGCGGGCCUACACCGCGGCCUGUGUCCUCACCACCGCCGCCGUGCAGCUGGAGCUCCUUAGCCCCUUCCAGCUCUACUUCAAUCCACACCUGGUGUUCCGGAAGUUCCAGGUCUGGAGGCUUGUCACCAACUUCUUCUUCUUUGGACCGCUAGGAUUCAGUUUCUUCUUCAACAUGCUCUUCGUGUUUCGCUACUGCCGGAUGCUGGAGGAGGGCUCUUUCCGGGGCCGCACCGCUGACUUUGUUUUCAUGUUUCUCUUCGGGGGAGUCCUGAUGACCCUCCUGGGGCUCCUGGGCAGUCUUUUCUUCCUGGGCCAGGCCCUCACGGCCAUGCUGGUGUACAUAUGGAGCCGCCGCAGCCCUCAGGUGAGGGUCAACUUCUUUGGCCUCCUCACCUUCCAGGCACCUUUCCUGCCCUGGGCGCUCCUGGGCUUCUCGCUGCUGCUGGGCAAUUCCAUUCUCAUCGACUUGCUGGGGAUUGCUGUGGGCCACAUCUACUACUUCCUGGAGGAUGUCUUCCCCAACCAGCCUGGUGGGAAGAGGCUGCUACUGACCCCUGGCUUCCUGAAGCUGCUACUGGAUGCCCCAGAAGAGGACCCCAAUUAUCUGCCACUCCCCGAGGAGCAGCCAGAAGCUCCGCAGCAGUGAUCUGGACCUAAAGGCCUGUUUCCCUGAGCUCUGCAUAGAGUAGAGUGACCUGUCCUAGGGGCUGAGCCCAUGUCCAGGUCCACCCAAAUAAACAGACUCACCUGCCAUCUCUUGCCACUGGCUUCCCUGCCUUGGCUGGCCACACUGACCAUGCUGGGCCACAAGCCUGCCUUGUCUCCUACCUGUGGACCAAGCAAACAUUCCAACUCACAGAGCCCAACAGUCUCCAACUCAGCUGGGCCUGGACUCUUCACCUCUGUUCAGGGCUUUUCACUAAAGUCCAGCUGACCCCAGGCAGUGGGGACAGAUGGGAAGCCAGGGAAGGGCCUGCCCGCAGCUAAGGUGUUGCUGGCCUACAGCUGUCCUCUGUAAGAAUGUAGCUGCAUGACCCACUCACUCAAGCUUAUCCAGGAGAGCCGCUGUGCCAUCUGAAUGGGUCUCGUGUCCUGGGAAUAAGACAGAAGGGACAAUAACCUAGCAGGCAGUGCUGGGAAGAGUGCGGGGGGACCUGCCGAGGAGUCAGUGUACAGCGGGGCUGUUAGGUGUGCAGCGUGGGGAGGUGUAGGGAGAGGUGUGAAUCCACGGGAGCUGAGGCUGCUGUGUCUCUGCAAUGUGUGCUCAGGACACAGCAGAAUCUGGGGGUGUGACACCGUCACCUUGCUCAGGAAGGCCACGCAUGGGGCAGGAACACUUAGCCCCCUACCUGCAAAGCUCACCCCACCGCUCGGUUCCUCUUCCACAUUGAUGAGUGAAACCCACCAGGAGGAAAAAACAGGGCUGAGUUCUGGCAGGGUCUGGCAGGGGUGGAAUGGAGAGUGGAGCUGUGAGACCCGCCGCCCCUCAAACACCCCCUCCAUCCUCCAUC
This is a messenger RNA of Sorex araneus (European shrew), 2059 nucleotides long. RefSeq names its product derlin 3 (gene DERL3). Gene Ontology annotation, cellular component: Hrd1p ubiquitin ligase ERAD-L complex; endoplasmic reticulum membrane. Gene Ontology annotation, molecular function: misfolded protein binding; ubiquitin-specific protease binding. The record is from RefSeq and is a predicted model, not a curated record. Lineage: Eukaryota; Metazoa; Chordata; Mammalia; Eulipotyphla; Soricidae. The transcript is spliced from 7 exons. Bases 499 to 1194 code for a protein of 231 amino acids. Gene Ontology annotation, biological process: endoplasmic reticulum unfolded protein response.